ACAUUGUUUUCUUCAUUUUCUUGUACCAGCGAUGGAUCUAUAAGGUGGACAAGAGUCGUGUGAAUGAAUUUGGUUUCUCGGGUGAAAUGGAGGAGGACACAAAGAAGGGCAUUGCCAACGGUGAUGCAACCGAACCGGUCGUGGCCGCAAUUGAAGCCAAACCAUCGUCACCAGCUUCAACCAAAUCGAAAUCAAAGAAAGACAAAAAACGAGAUUAAUCUCUUCCCAAAUUCUCAUUUUUAAACACAAUUUUUGAAAUAAGCCGCAUGCCGUGUAUCACAUACGUCUAAACGAUGAACAUAACCAUAUUUUAUGUUGUUGUAAAAAUACUAACUAGUUAAUUGCGUUUGCAGCGUGUAGCCAAUUGUUCACCAGUGAAGUGCGAGAGAGAAAAAAAGCGAGCAAGCAGUGUGUAAACAGGACUGUAUUUUAGCGUUAGUUAUUAUAUAUUUGAAUGUUGGUCGAAUUGUGUUAGUUUAACGUAAGAAUACCAGAAUAAAAAUAGAAAUUACAGUAAAUGUAAAACAGAAAGAAUAAACCGAAAAUUAUGCCGAAUUCAUUGAGUGAACGAACAAACGGGUACAAAAAUGCAGAACAAACAACAAAUAUCAAUUUUACCGUGAAAUAAAAAGUUGCGAAUGAUUUGAGUUUUAUUUGUUUUGAUUUCCCCUUAAAAAUGAGUCGCAAAACGUCAUUCCGCCGUGUGCUCACCUGUUGAACAAACUCACGCGGCCGCAUUUACUCACACGCAUACACAUACGACUCCAAUACAUGGAUGGAGCGUCCAAUACACAUUUGAAGAAAGUGACGAAAGGUAAAUGGCUGCUGUGAACUGUCAAAACUAAAAGAAAAAACGCAACAACAGAGAAACAAUGUCAGUCAACUAAGCUGUGUGACACGUAACAACCAAAUGAAUUUUGUUUAUUUUUCUGCUACGAAUCAAAAGGAUUGCCAAUUUUUUAGGGCAUUUUUACAUUUUUUAUAUUCUGUUAUUGUGAUUGCAUGUUAAAUUGUGGGUUGUAAACAAUUAAUUUGUAUGAAAAUGACACGGAGAAUGUUGUGAAAAAAACAAGCUGACUAUGGCCUAAAAAUUGAGAAAUAGUGCAUAAAUUUAAUUCAAUUGAUUGGAAAAUGUAUUCGGAAUGGGCAUCGUUGUCACCAGUUAUCGCUGGAAAUAGCAACAAUUCAGCGAAUACAGUACUAAACAAGUUCUCAGCGAUCGCUGGCAAAGAAGUUUCACAAGCGGUGGUAAAGCAAUUGGCAGCCAACUUGGGCAUCACACAAUCACCUGAACCCAGUAUUUUAGUCACAGAUGAAGAAGUGAACUGGUGCAUGAGUGUCAUUUGUCAUGGUUUGUCACUGCCACUCACCGAACACGAAACAAUUAAGGACUGUGUGAAUGUCUAUUGUGAAUGGUUAACAGCGUUGUAUCAAGUGCCGCGAAUCAGUGUACCCACACCAAUAUGUGAAGAUCCAAAUUUGUAUGCGCGUAAAAUCAUAAAUCAUUUUCACAAACUGUUUGUACCGCGUCAAGGCGAAGUUUGGCCAUUUUUGUACCAGGAUAAUUUGGGUGCUGAUUUGAUAAAUCGACAAGCGGUUCUGUGUCAUCGUGUGCUUCGCACUUUGCAACAAGUGGCUCAGUCAUCACAGAAACUUACACCUGAAACAUGGGAAUCGUUGCUGCUGUUUUUGCUGGCGAUAAAUGAGGUCCUUCUGGCGCCUCCAGGUGCAAAAGAUGAUGUCAGCGAUCAACUCUGCGAACGAGUGUUGAGCGUUUUGUUCGAGGUAUGGCUGAUUGCAUGUGUUCGCAACUUUCCAUCACCAUCGCUUUGGAAAACACUGCAAGAGUCGUGUUUGCUGUUGAGACAUCGUAUCGCCUUGAUCGAACAAUGGAAUCGCGUGAAUCUCGCUCUGACGGCGCGUUUACUUGAGUUUUUGUACGGGCCAUCAUUUCCAGAGCUAAAAAUAUUGGAAGAAGACGCCCAAUUGAUUCCAUCCGGCAUGACAAAUGAUUGCAUUGCCCAAACUUGGUACCGAUUUCUGCGCACAAUUGGAUCACCGAUUGCAUUGUGUUCGCCGCAGGUGAUCAGCAAAACGCCCCAAUUCAUGCAAUGGGUUAUGUCCCGUGCCGAUGGCGUUGAAGCAUUCCAUCAUCCAUGUCUUUUGCAGUUGCCGCACAUUUUUCUCAAAGCAAUCAAGGGCGUUUCCAGUCAAGUUGAUGCUUUUCUAGGCAUAUACCAAGCACAUGAACCGAUUGAGGUGUCAGCUGACACAACAACGAGCUCGGCCACAUCGGCACAACAGCAAAAACUCGAAGAAUCGUCACGUUUGUCGGGUAGUGAAAUUAAAAGUAGUGGAUUUAUAAGUAGCAGUAGCUUAGCGAUUGCUUCAAUUGGUGGUGGUGGUGGUUCACAAUCGGUAACGCCAAGCGUUGCCACCAAUUCAAAUGCUGGUAGCGGUGAUUCGCCAACACCAACGCAACAUCGUCGACUCGCAAAGAGUUUCUCAGUUGCACCAUCUCUAUCACAAACAUCAAAGGCUCUCCCAUCAUUGGGAUUCAUCGAAUCACGUCCACCUUUGGCAGCGGCAAGACCAAAAUGCAAUAGUAUUUUGCAUUUGUUUGGCGAAUGGCUUUUUGAAGCAGCUCACAUCGGUGGUGAUGCUUGGUUGCAGAACACGAAAAAAUUAGCAACCGAGGCAAGUCGCCGACCAUCGUCAAUGAUACUAGACAGUCGAAAGGGGAGUUUAUCGUUGUCACAACCGUCGUCAUUGUCUGAAUCAGCCGAUUUACCACCCAGCUUGAAAAUCGAUAAAUAUGAAUCUGGAAAGGCUGAAGCGAUUGGUGCCUUGUGUCGAAUUUUCUGCGCAAAAAAAACGGGCGAAGAAAUUUUGCCCGUGUAUUUGGCACGAUUUUAUGUGGCAAUUCAACAGGGAUUGAGAAUUCCGGAGAGUCGUGAAUGUGAAGAAACAUUGGCUAGUAUUUUGUACAAUUCAUCCGAUCUAUUCCGUUUGGAUUUGGAUGGCAUUCAAGUGUUACUGCCGUCAUUCAUAUCCGCUUUGGAACUGGUUUUGCCGGAGAAAGAGCUUAAAUUGAAAACAAAUAUUGUCAUCAAUAAAACCGAAUUGCGACGUGCAUCCAUUCAAAUUCUACUGACGAUACUUGCGCUACCGCUACAUUUCCAAACACUUCCAAUUCGUGAUCUAUCCAAUUCACCGGACAAGGUAAUCACUUUCAUUCAGCUGAAACCGCGGCUCAUCAACAUUCUGAUGAAUGCAAUUCAAGUGGAGACCGAUCCACAGAACACACACAUGCUGCUCGGUGGAUUGAUGCUAUGUGUUCAAGACUCAGCAUUAUUUGAAGAAUGCGCAGAAAUUACUGUGGACGGAAGGCAAACAUCACCAGCACCCAGCGAUACAAAUCUACUCAGUUCGGCGUAUUCCGAUAAAAGUGCAUGUUCAAUAGCCAGCGGUGGUUCAAGUUCGAUUGGUGGCAAUAGUACGGCGACGCUGGGCAACGAUUAUCCCAGUUUGACUGCAUCCGACGAUUUUCCAGAUGAUAUUGAAUUUUCGACGAACUACGAUAACGCACAUGCACUUUUUGUUCGUGCCACUUAUUUGGUGUGUCACCGUUUGAUUUCAUCGUGGAAGACCGAUUUGAAUGUUUCACUUGCAGCACUGGAGUUGCUAUCUGGAUUGGCAAGGAUGACUAUUAAAGAUUCUGAUCCUCUUGAGUGCAAACGAGCUGUAAAAUGGAUUUGUGACUACAUUUGUUAUCAGUGUUCAAGACCGCCACCAGCUCAUAGCAAAGAUCUACACAGUACUAUUGUCUCUGCAUUUCAAUGCACAUCUGCAUGGUUGAUCCAGCAUCCUUAUUUGCUACAAGAUAAAGAAUGUUUGACAACUGUAUUGGAAGUGAUUGAGUUGGGUAUAUCUGGUACGAAAAGCGUCGGAAAACCCGGUGAACCAAUCAAACUAAAGGAAGACAAGGAAUUGAAACCAGUUUCAAUGAGAGUGCGUGAAGCAGCUGAGACAAUGUUAACCCUUGUACUUGAGCAAGUUGGUUUCUUCCCAAAUGAGUGUGGUCCACAGUCAGUAUCAUCUCUGCUCGACGAAAUCACACUGUACAAACAUUGUGUUUCGCAUCCGAAUGAGAAGAAUGAGGCAUCAAUAUCGGCUGAGCAAGCAGUACAGAAGUUUCGAUAUUUUGUCGCCGAGAAUUCGACCAUUUUGGCAUUGCUGGAAGAGCCGUUGGGCAAUGAUCAAGAUCCACAACCGACGAUCACAUUGCUUCUCCGCAGUUCAUUCGGAAGAAAUGCUUGGACCAUGCAAUUGAGACAUUUGCCGCGAAGCAAAUCCGGCACAAAAUAUCACGCACCAAACCCAGGACGCCCGGUUCCGAUGAAUGAUAUGCCAAUGCGCCAGGAGGUGGAACAAAAAUUCUACCCGGACGGUGUUGAACGCAUUCAAUCGUGUGUUGCUGACAAUUCAAUUCCAACGAUAGAUUCGGUUGUACAAAAAAUCGGCAGCAAGACGAGCCCACAGCUUGUUCAACUGUUGGAAAAUCAAACAGUCGCUGAGAAAAUGGCAUGGGCAGAAACUGAUAAUUCGGACGAUGGUCUCGGCAGAGAGUCAGAAACUGAAGCACCUCCAGUGGUGAAUGAAUUCCAAGCGGCGCGAUUGUUCUUAUCACAUUUUGGCUUUUUGUCGAUUGAUGAAGAUAAAUCAACGGAAGAAAAUGAUUCAAUGGUGAAUUUCCCCGUUUUAACUGCGCUCGAUGCAAAGCAGCCAGGCUUUUUAUCCGAUUUACAAGCAUUGGAUAGACUCAGUCCACGUACAAAUGACACGCUUCACAUUUUCUAUGUAAAAGUUGGACAAACAUCGGCUGCCGAAAUUAUUGAAAACGUUUCAGACGCAAAUGUUGCGUCACUUGACAAACACUUUUGGAAUGUUUUACUGAAUCUGGGUUGGCCAGUUGAAAUCGAAGAGCAUGCCGGAUGGACUGGUUCCGUAAAUACGAGUUGGAAAAUCCAAACCAGUACGGUGGUCACAUCGAAAAAAGAUUUCAACGUUAACACGCCCGAAAACAUGAAGUUUAACGGUGAAAAGCGCAUUUUGUAUUGGGCCGAUGUGAGCGGUGAAAUAGCAUUUGUGUUGCCUACAAAAUGGAAUAAGGCUGAUGAUACAGCUGAUGGCAGUUGUUUGUCGAUAGCGUCAUCAUCAUCAAAUGAGAGUGAAAAAGUACAUCCAAAUUUAAAUGAUCGAAGCUUAAGUGUGCAACAAGGGAACACAGCAAAAGUUUCGAUUGGUCAAAAGCCAAAAACACUUUCAUUGGAUUUGGAUAAACCAAAAACACAAGGCAGUCCAGGCAGCAGUAAUGAUCCGGUAGCACCGACUCGACGGAGAACAUGCGCAAUUAAACCGGCCUUGUCAAGUCAGAGUAGUGUCAAAAUUUUCAUGGUUUGGCUUGAAAGUUUUGAGGACUACUUAAAUUUCCCAACCGAUGAACUGCUGACGUAUGCCAGAACUGGCGAAGAAUAUCAAUCUGGACAAAUUCCACGGGCAAGCGAUUGUCACAUCAUUUUCUUGCAAUCUCUAAAUUCUGGGUUGCUUCGAGUGAAAUUGCAUGGGCCUAGCGGUCGAAUGAACUUUGCAUCACCAUUGGUCGAUGGAAUGGUUGUGAACAAACGCACCGUCGGCAUACUCAUUCGACAAACCGUUUACAAUAUGGCCAAGCGGAGACGCUUGGAUAACGACUUAUAUCAACCGCCACACGUACGACGACGUUUAAAGGCGUUGGAUAUUGUGCACAAAUACAAAUUAGAUAUGUCCGAACCCGAACUAUUGGCACAUCUCUUCAAGAGCUCAUCGAACACUUGAAACGAUUAUAAAUAAGUUUACUGUGCAAUUAGUGCAUGAGAAUAUUGAAUGCGCACUGUCACAAAAUGCAGGACAAUUAUAUCAAUUUACUUUCGAAAAGUAUUAAUCAAUUUAUCUGUAAUUCAAUUUCUCACUAAUUUUACAAAGAGAAUUAUUUAGAUUAACAUGAAUCAAUAGCUAAUUUAUUUAUCCAAAUAAAGAAAUAUUUACGACAGAGCAGAAA
This is a messenger RNA of Sitodiplosis mosellana (orange wheat blossom midge), 6100 nucleotides long. Its product is annotated as ral GTPase-activating protein subunit beta. The transcript is spliced from 14 exons. Gene Ontology annotation, biological process: activation of GTPase activity; regulation of small GTPase mediated signal transduction. Bases 1132 to 5877 code for a protein of 1581 amino acids. Lineage: Eukaryota; Metazoa; Arthropoda; Insecta; Diptera; Cecidomyiidae. The record is from RefSeq and is a predicted model, not a curated record. Gene Ontology annotation, molecular function: GTPase activator activity.